This is a messenger RNA of Brienomyrus brachyistius, 6882 nucleotides long. RefSeq names its product adhesion G protein-coupled receptor F5-like. The record is from RefSeq and is a predicted model, not a curated record. The coding region runs from base 57 to 5906 and encodes 1949 amino acids. NCBI's taxonomy places the organism in Eukaryota, Metazoa, Chordata, Actinopteri, Osteoglossiformes, Mormyridae. Gene Ontology annotation, cellular component: membrane. Gene Ontology annotation, biological process: G protein-coupled receptor signaling pathway; cell surface receptor signaling pathway. The transcript has 49 exons. Gene Ontology annotation, molecular function: G protein-coupled receptor activity.
CCAAAACUGAAUUGGACUAUGACAUUGACAUUGAGGUGACCGUGUCAGAUAUCGCAAUGAUAAAUGAUCUGAGGAACCUGCUUGCAACAACAUCAUUCCCAUACCCAAUGAGUAAUACCAUUGAAGUAACUGGGGUGAACUUAACAACAGUUUGUUACCCGAAUGGUAAUGGAUUCCAGUGCAGGUGUGAAGAGCGGUUUGCCUUGUCGUAUGACAGCUGUGUUCUGUACACCCAUUGUGAUGAAAUCAUUCAAGGCACAUGCAGAUGCAUCAACGCAAUACCGGCCGAUGGACAGUUUUGCCAACCACAACUACCUCCCAAAACUGAAUUGGACUAUGACAUUGACAUUGAGGUGACCGUGUCAGAUAUCGCAAUGAUAAAUGAUCUGAGGAACCUGCUUGCAACAACAUCAUUCCCAUACCCAAUGAGUAAUACCAUUGAAGUAACUGGGGUGAACUUAACAACAGUUUGUUACCCGAAUGGUAAUGGAUUCCAGUGCAGGUGUGAAGAGCGGUUUGCCUUGUCGUAUGACAGCUGUGUUCUGUACACCCAUUGUGAUGACAUCAUUCAAGGCACAUGCAGAUGCAUCAACGCAAUACCGGCCGAUGGACAGUUUUGCCAACCACAACUACCUCCCAAAACUGAAUUGGACUAUGACAUUGACAUUGAGGUGACCGUGUCAGAUAUCGCAAUGAUAAAUGAUCUGAGGAACCUGCUUGCAACAACAUCAUUCCCAUACCCAAUGAGUAAUACCAUUGAAGUAACUGGGGUGAACUUAACAACAGUUUGUUACCCGAAUGGUAAUGGAUUCCAGUGCAGGUGUGAAGAGCGGUUUGCCUUGUCGUAUGACAGCUGUGUUCUGUACACCCAUUGUGAUGAAAUCAUUCAAGGCACAUGCAGAUGCAUCAACGCAAUACCGGCCGAUGGACAGUUUUGCCAACCACAACUACUUUGUUACCCGAAUGGUAAUGGAUUCCAGUGCAGGUGUGAAGAGCGGUUUGCCUUGUCGUAUGACAGCUGUGUUCUGUACACCCAUUGUGAUGACAUCAUUCAAGGCACAUGCAGAUGCAUCAACGCAAUACCGGCCGAUGGACAGUUUUGCCAACCACAACUACUUUGUUACCCGAAUGGUAAUGGAUUCCAGUGCAGGUGUGAAGAGCGGUUUGCCUUGUCGUAUGACAGCUGUGUUCUGUACACCCAUUGUGAUGACAUCAUUCAAGGCACAUGCAGAUGCAUCAACGCAAUACCGGCCGAUGGACAGUUUUGUGAACCUCAGCCACCUAACACUCCCAAAACUGAAUUGGACUAUGACAUUGACAUUGAGGUGACCGUGUCAGAUAUCGCAAUGAUAAAUGAUCUGAGAAACUUGCUUACAACAACAUCAUUCCCAUACCCAAUGACUAAUACCAUUGAAGUAACUGGGGUGAACUUAACAACAGUUUGUUACCCGAAUGGCAAUGGAUUCCAGUGCAGGUGUGAAGAGUGGUUUUACUUGUCGAAUGACAGCUGUGUUUUGUACACCCCUUGUGAUGACAUCAUUCAAGGCACAUGCACAUGCAUCAACGCAAUACCGGCCGAUGGACAGUUUUGUGAACCUCAGCCACCUAACACUCCCAAAACUGAAUUGGACUAUGACAUUGACAUUGAGGUGACCGUGUCAGAUAUCGCAAUGAUAAAUGAUCUGAGGAACCUGCUUGCAACAACAUCAUUCCCAUACCCACUGACUAACACCAUUGAAGUAACUGGGGUGAACUUAACAACAGUUUGUUACCCGAAUGGCAAUGGAUUCCAGUGCAGGUGUGAAGAGUGGUUUUCCUUGUCGAAUGACAGCUGUGUUUUGUACACCCCUUGUGAUGACAUCAUUCAAGGCACAUGCACAUGCAUCAACGCAAUACCGGCCGAUGGACAGUUUUGUGAACCUCAGCCACCUAACACUCCCAAAACUGAAUUGGACUAUGACAUUGACAUUGAGGUGACCGUGUCAGAUAUCGCAGUGAUAAAUGAUCUGAGGAACCUGCUUGCAACAACAUCAUUCCCAUACCCACUGACUAACACCAUUGAAGUAACUGGGGUGAACUUAACAACAGUUUGUUACCCGAAUGGCAAUGGAUUCCAGUGCAGGUGUGAAGAGCGGUUUGCCUUGUCGUAUGACAGCUGUGUUUUGUACACCCCUUGUGAUGACAUCAUUCAAGGCACAUGCACAUGCAUCAACGCAAUACCGGCCGAUGGACAGUUUUGCCAAUUACAGCCACCUUCAACAAUAACAACAACAACUCCAACCACAUCAACAUCAAGUCCUGUAACAGACAUCACCACUCCAAUAGGUAAUACAACAGCUGUUUCGCCCACAUCCUCAAGUCAAAAACCCAGUCCUGUAACAGACAUCACCACUCCAAUAGGCAAUACAACAGCUGUUUCUCCCAAAUCCUCAAGUCAAAAACCCAGUCCUGUAACAGACAUCACCACUCCAAUAGGUAAUACAACAGCUGUUUCGCCCACAUCCUCAAGUCAAAAACCCAGUCCUGUAACAGACAUCACCACUCCAAUAGGCAAUACAACAGCUGUUUCGCCCACAUCCUCAAGUCAAAAACCCAGUCCUGUAACAGACAUCACCACUCCAAUAGGCAAUACAACAGCUGUUUCUCCCACAUCCUCAAGUCAAAAACCCAGUCCUGUAACAGACAUCACCACUCCAAUAGGUAAUACAACAGCUGUUUCGCCCACAUCCUCAAGUCAAAAACCCAGUCCUGUAACAGACAUCACCACUCCAAUAGGCAAUACAACAGCUGGUCCUGUAACAGACAUCACCACUCCAAUAGGUAAUACAACAGCUGUUUCUCCCACAUCCUCAAGUCAAAAACCCAGUCCUGUAACAGACAUCACCACUCCAAUAGGUAAUACAACAGCUGGUCGUGAUAGAAACAUCACCACUACAACUGCUAAGACAACAGCUGGUCGUGAUAGAAACAUCACCACUACAACUGCUAAAACAACAGCUGGUCCUUUUAGAAACAUCACCACUACAACCGUUAAGACAACAGCUGUUUCUCCCCCGAUCCAAAGUUCAAAUACCGAUUUUACAGUGGAAAUGUCAUUUAAAAUUCUACUCCCAUUUGACCAAGAUUUGGCUAAUUCAUCAAGCUCAACGUUCAAAAAAUUGAAAUCACCAAUAGAACAAAUUCUCACUGAACAUUACAAAACUUUAAAUGGUUUUGUUGCAGUCUAUGUCCUUGGCUUCAGGAGUGGCAGUGUGAUUACAGACUUUCGAGUGGAGACAAACAGUGUGAAUUCCACUGAGAUUGCCAUACUGGACAGUAAGGUUGCAGUGGCUCUAAAGACCCAGGGUUACAGUGUUGACCCAAUUUCCUUCAGUGGAGUUAUUCAAGGAAAUCAGCCUUUUAUUAAGAACUAUGAUAUUAUAUAUCCUGGUACCACUUUGCAGCUGACUUGUGUGGUUCCAGAAACUAUGCAAAUGGAAACUGGGUCAUGGUCUGUGAAUGGUCUGCCGGUGUCAAACAAUGCAAAGUAUUCAAUCACCAAUUCACCUCCCACACUGACUGUUCAGGGCAUGAGCAUUGAUGACAACGGAAUAUACAAGUUCACAAUGACUCAGUCAAUCUUCACAUUCACCCACAACGAAUCCAUUUCAGUUACAAAUGUUAUACCUCCCAUUAUUCAGCUGAACAUGUUAGCAACUAAUGUUCCAUGUGGAGCAAAUGAAAAUAUCCCACUGACCUGCUGUGUUACAUACUACCUGAUUAAAAAUGUUACAGCGACAUGGAUGGACGGUUCUGUCGAAAUAUCCUCUGUACAGACCAUAACAAACAUGCUGUGUGUCAGUGUUGCAUACCCAGUACCAAAGCAGUGUGAUACAAAGCAACUGACAUGCCAAGUGAUGGUCAGGAAAGCAUCUACAACUCAAACAUUCACAGAUGAUGUAACAAUAGCGUUUUUCAGUGGAGCACCUGACUGUAAGGACCCCACAACAUAUGGUCUUGGGAAGAAUGGAAAUACAUCUACUGUUUCCUGCCCAGCAAAUUUUACGGGCAGCAGCACUGCAGUUUGUGAAAAUGGGAAUUGGACCCUUGUGGAGGACAAUUGUGUUUUUAGCCUAAUAAAGACACUAGAGCUGUUUUCUCAGAGUCUGAGUUCAGCUAAUGUAUCAUCAUUUGUGCAUGACCUUCGGACAACCACUAGCAGUUAUACAACAAUCAUAACACAGUCGCCAGCCACCAUUUCCUCUAUUGUGAGCAUACUUGAAAAAAUUGCAAGUGUUUCACAAAAUAUAAGCAAAACUUCAAUGCAGGAUGUUUUGGAAACAGUAUCAGUUUUGGUGUCACCCCAAACUCAGCAAUCGUGGGCAGCACUGAACAGUAACAACAGAACCCAAAACACAAGCUCUGCUUUACUGGAGUCAAUAGAAAACAUCACACACAGUCUAUCAAGCAAUUCCUUUACAAUUAAUACAACAAACAUUGAGCUAAUCAAAACAACGUUAACCUUCCCUUUCAAUGAAGCCAUGAAUUCAUCUCAGAUAUUCAUCCCAAGUCAAGGUCUUCCCAACAACACGAGUAUCACAACAAUCGUCUUUACAACUCUUGAGUUUGUCUUACCUGCAAGGACCACUGGAAACACUAUGAACAACUCUAUCAAUGGAGUUGUCAUGUUAGCCUAUGUAAACGAAACCAUUAAUAAUGUUUCACUGACAUUCGAUAAAACAAACAAAACAAAGGGAAACAACCAGUGUGUGUUUUGGAACUUCAAAGUCUUCAAUGGCAUCGGAGGCUGGGACUCUACUGGAUGUCAACUGCAAUCUGAAACGAAUGACAGCGUCACCUGUUCCUGUAACCAUCUGACUUCCUUUUCGAUAUUAAUGUCACCUUUCGUACCUGAAUCCAUUGAGGUUGCUCUAAAUUACAUCACAUACAUUGGAGUCAGCAUAUCAAUGGGAUGUCUGGUCUUAUGCCUUAUAAUUGAAGCAUUUGUGUGGAGCGUCGUCACUAACAACAGCACGGCACACAUGCGACACGUCGCUAUAGUGAACAUUGCUCUGUCUCUGCUGAUUGCUAACAUAUGGUUCAUCAUUGGAGCGGCUGUGUCAAAUGUAGGCCAGUCCACACCGAAGAAUGCAUGCAGUGCUGCAACCUUCUUCAUUCACUUUUUUUAUCUUGCCUUGUUCUUCUGGAUGCUGAUCUCGGCUCUCUUCCUCUUCUACCGUACCAUGAUGGUUUUCUCCCACAUGUCAAAGCGCACUAUGAUGGCCAUUUCCUUCACAGUGGGCUACGGGGCACCACUCAUCAUUGCCAUAAUCACCAUUGCAGUCACUGCCCCCAAAAAUGGCUACUUCAGGCAAGAUGAUGCAUGUUGGUUGAACUGGUACCAGACUAAAGCCCUCCUGGCAUUUGUGAUUCCGGCCUUGAUCAUUGUCGUUGUGAACCUGCUCAUUCUAAUUGUGGUUCUGUAUAAACUACUGAUGAGGGGAGUUGGUGAGAACCGUCAGUCUGAGGCGAAGAAUGCUCUGGUGGUCAUCGCAAGGUGUGUCGCUGUUUUGACUCCCAUCUUUGGCAUCACCUGGGGACUUGGCAUAGGGACCAUGGUGACACCUGCAAAUCCCGGAGUCCACAUUGCAUUUGCAGUCUUCAAUUCACUUCAGGGGUUCUUCAUUUUAGUAUUUGGGACUCUUUUAGACAGCAAAGUUCGAUCAGCAGUUGUGGGAAGAUUUUCAUUUUUGCAUUCAUUAUCUAGCCGAACAAGGAGCACAAGUGCUGGUCCAUCUUUGUCCUCAUUGGCUGAACGUUUUAGGCGAAGGAGACAAACAAACUACAGCAACAAAAGAUACACUUUAACAAGAAGAAGCUUUGAGAAGAAUAAGAUGUUUCUGCUUCUGAUUCUUCAACAAGUCUGAGGGCUUCUGAUUCAUUAAUCAACAUUUAGCUGUCUGGCUGGUCAACUCAUGGUGUGAAUUUUUCUCUGAAACAGCUAAAUGGUUUUACAAAAAAAGUAAAUAGAGAAGUAAUAAUAAUAAUAAUUAGAAAUUUACAUAUAGCAUAAAAGGAUUUUUUAAUUAAAUUUUUUUUAUACCGUGUUGACCCAAAUAUAAGACACUCUUUCUCAAAAUACGUCUGAAAAAGUGGUGUUAUCUUAUAUUUGGGGUUUAGACAAAAAAGGUAAUAGAUGGUGUGAAAUGCAGACACCCCUCUACUUGUUAACUUUCAAGUCACAAACUUUCAGACAUACGGACGAAGAGGACUGUAAGUCCAAAUUGCGUUCAUUGUGUACUCCCUUUUCCUGUCCGCAACAGGAGUUUGUAAUAUUCAUUAUAUACUGUAUCUCCCUCCCACAAAUAAUACAUUUGUUUUUUGGAAUGUUGGAUGUUUAAUACACUUGUAAUCCAACUGCCUGUGGUUGCUUUUUAAAUACAGUUAUUUUUCUUUAUAAAAGGAAGAUUUGGUAUUCCAAAAAUGUUCCUGUUAAAAUUAGUUGCCAAAAAGUGAGAGUCGUCUUAUAAUCAGAGUCGUCUUUUAUUCAGGCCAAUACGGUAAUUAGGGUAAUUAGGAUUUUAUAGGGGUUUUGGUUUUUAGUCAGUUUUGAGUCUCUGGAUAUUUACAGCUUCAUCUCUUUUAUUUCCAUGAACACGGACACUGUAUUCAAUCACUUAUGUUUUCAGUAGCAAUGUUAGUAUCUCUCAAUUUUUAAUGGAAGUGUAAUGAAGUAUAAUGAAGUAUGUAUCAAUGAAGUAUAAUGAAAUAUGUAUUCUCUCAGGUUUAUCUCAUUGUGGUAAUUAUUCACCCUAAUUUAAUAAUGUAAUGUGGUGUCAAUAAUAUUAGCAAUUUUCUGUUUCAUGCGUGCAACAUUAUCAUUAAUAAAACUAUCACAAUGUG